AUGGGGGCGGGCACUGUGGAGCCGCAGAUGGGUUUGCACCAGCUGCUGCAUGUGUUUUUGGAGGCCCAAAACAUGCUCUGCGUCGCCCAGGUGCACAGGGUCUGGAAUGAGGCUUCAAGGACCAAGGAACUGUGGAGGCAGCUGUGUCUGAGACGCUGGUCCUCCUGUAAAGCCUCCCAGAUGACCCUGGGCACACAGACAUGGAAACAGUACUAUCUCUGCCGAUCCGAGCUGGAGUUCCAAAUGGAAUCUGGGUGGCCAGAGAAGGAUUUUAUCUGCAAAGCCAUUGCUGGGCACAAAGGAGAGAUAGAUGAGCUGGCCUACAUCUCAACCAAAGAGUACUGGUUUGAUGGGUGGGAGAAGUCCGUGGUGUGCGCCGUGUCAUCAGAUGGCACCGUGUGUGCCUGGGAUCUGCAAGAGGGCACAGAGCUCUGUCGAGCCCUCUACAGCCUGCAGCUCUGGUGAAUUUGGUGACUUACCCUCGGCUGCAACUGGCUGUCACCGUGGAUGAGCGGGGACUGAUCAAAGUAUGCAAAGCAGAGAACGGGUGUAAGCAAGCCUCCUGCCUGCCUACAUACUCGUCUUCAUUGGAGGCCUGUGACUUUCCAGAAGGCCCCCUCCUGCUGAUUAUCCAGGUGGGCUCGAAAUCUAAUGACAAGUGUCCUUAUAAU
Aethalodelphis obliquidens (Pacific white-sided dolphin) is the source of this 671-nucleotide messenger RNA. It is a transcript of the gene FBXW12, whose product is annotated as F-box and WD repeat domain containing 12. Gene Ontology annotation, molecular function: protein binding. The record is from RefSeq and is a predicted model, not a curated record. The coding region runs from base 1 to 465 and encodes 154 amino acids. Lineage: Eukaryota; Metazoa; Chordata; Mammalia; Artiodactyla; Delphinidae. The transcript has 6 exons.